UCCUGCCUAUUCAAUACUUAAUUUUCCUCCAUUGUUCUCAUAGACAAAGCAGGUAAAAAAAUAGAUUCAAUUUUUAAAGAACUGUUUCUCAUGCUCUUACAUAACAAACAGUGCAUAAACUUUACCCCCCUGCUCAGAAACAAGGCUUUUCUUUAUCCAACCAACGUCACAGAAGUCAAGGCAUGUGUCAGCAAAGCUUUGCUGAACACUCUUGCCUUUGUGCUGGAUUUGUAGGCUGAAAAAAAGCCCCGUCAUGUUUCGUGAUUCAUCAUCGGCGCGAAGCCUUGAUUCUUGCAUGUCAAACAUGAGACGUUCCCACCCGCCUGCACACACUCGCAUGAAUGAGCGCAUUGUUGCAGAGCGUUGUACCGCGAGAGCUGAUUGCUGAAUCACAUGCAGCGAAGAGAAGCCGGCAGCACGGCUAUGGAAGAAGCGUGAGGUGGAAGGAAAGGAGAAGAUGAAGGAUGCGGAAGACGGUAUGAGUCGAACCAAAUCAGGCUCCAGUUAGAGGAAAGGCGGCUGCAGAACAUGGACACAAGGGUGGAGAUGAGGGCCGCCUUUUGGACGAGCUUGAACUUCUCUGAAGUGACUGAAAACAUUAAAACCAGCAGGAUGCAUCUAGUUGUGAAGUCUUCACAUGGAUCCAUAUUCAAAGAGCUGCCUCACCUUGUGGAGAAAGCUUCUGUGACUCGGAGGGAGAUUUGUCUCAUCAUCAGUGAAAGCUUCUUCAUGGUCAAAGGAGCUGCCCUCUUUCUCCAGCAGGGCAGCAACACACAGGGACCAAAGACUCCGACGCACCACAAACAUGCAGGUGACUUACCUCAACAUCUGCAAGUCAUGUUCAAGAUCCUGCGGUCUGAAGAUCGCAUCAAGCUGGCUGUGCGUUUGGAAAGCGGAUGGUCAGAGCGCGUGCGUUACAUGGUUGUUAUCUACACUAACGGCCAUCAAGACACGGAAGAAAACAUUGUUUUGGGAAUGGAUUUUCCAGACAAGGACAGUAAAAACUGCUCCAUUGGGAUGGUCCUGCCUCUGUGGAGUGAUACCAACAUUCAUCUAGACGGAGAUGGAGGCUUCAGCGUGAACACAGCAGGCCGGUCACAUGUCUUCAAACCUGUUUCUGUGCAGGCUAUGUGGUCUGCCCUGCAGGUUCUCCAUAAGGCAUGUGAGGUGUCCCGCCGGUUCAACUACUUCCCAGGGGGCAUUUCUCUUACGUGGAUGGCGUUCUAUGAGAGCUGCAUCACCUCAGAGCAAAGCUUCAUCAAUGAGUGGAACGCAAUGACUGACCUGGAGACCACCCGGUCCGAUUCCCCCAACAUGUUCGUUGAUGGACCGACAGAGCGAGAAAGAACAGAGUGUCUUAUUAAGUCCAAGCUUCGCAACAUCAUGAUGUUUCAAGACUUGGAGAACAUCACGUCAAAGGAGAUCCGUAAUGAGCUGGAGCAGCACAUGAGCUGCAACCUCAAGGAGUACAAGGAGUUCAUCGACAACGAGAUGCUCCUGAUCCUGGGUCAGAUGGAUAAAGCCACACUCAUCUUUGACCACGUUUAUUUGGGUUCUGAGUGGAACGCCUCCAACCUUGAAGAACUACAAAACUGCGGAGUCGGUUACAUUCUGAACGUUACCAGAGAGAUUGACAACUUCUUCCCAGGGAUGUUUUCCUAUCACAACGUCCGCGUGCACGACGAGGACGCCACUGACCUGCUGGCCCACUGGAACGAUACCUACAACUUUAUUGUCAAAGCCAAGAAGAAUAACUCAAAGUGCCUGGUGCACUGCAAGAUGGGUGUGAGCCGCUCUGCCUCCACAGUUAUCGCCUACGCCAUGAAGGAAUACGGCUGGUCUCUGGAGAAAGCGUACAACUGCAUCAAGCAGAAGAGGAGCAUAGCUCAGCCAAAUGCUGGUUUCAUGCGGCAGCUGGCAGAGUAUGAGGGAAUCCUCGACGCCAGUAAACAACGUCACAACAAGCUGUGGCGGCCUGACACAGACGAGGAAGGUUCAGACGAUCUGCAAGCGUCGGGUCACAGUACAGGUGGAGAGGAGACGCCGGUUCUCAGAGGGGAAGAGGCCUGGGGAGGCUGCGGGGCGUCACCAUGCAGGGGUCUGGAGAUGGAACCUUUAGACUCUCUCAACUAUAACUAUUACUUCAGACGUUUAUCGGACUCUGCACUCGACAGCGAGCCAUCCACACCGGUGCGGGGACCUCCUCUGUUAGGCAUGGAGAGAGUUUUUAUCGAAAUAGAGGAUGUGGAGAGAGAUGCCCUGCUGGAGGACGAGGGUUUCCCCAUGGCCCACCUAACUCUGCCCGGCGAGGGCACCGCUGCUCAGACAUGCAGCCGCCUCGACCCAAUGGAGGACAUGAGACUGAGGCUGGAAUUCAGCACCCUGGAGGAAGAGGACGAGGAAGAGGCCAAGAAGGAGGAAGAAGAGAUGGCGGCCUUGGCUCAGACACCCGGGAGUUCGGGUGGGAGGAAGACAGGAGAGGAAGCUGAGGGGAAUGAGGAGAGCCAGCUGGGUUUAGCCAACCUGAACACCAACAACAGCAACCGCCUGGCUGCCAAGCGUAGCUGUCCUGCAGCUUUUGAUGACAGUGCCAGCGCAGGAAACCCAUUAAAAGUGAAGCCUUCCUAUCAGUCCUGUAAAGACUGCAUGCGUCUACCACAAGGGCGGCGCUGCGACCGUCCAGCAGGAGGCCGUUCACACCGCCUUAACCCCUCCCGCCACUGCACCGUACCCUCCAUAUGCAUAGAUCCUCCUGGGACGCACUUUACUUCAACCCCGGUUCUGUCAACCCCGACGGUCAUUCCGUCUAACUUGGUCCAGCCCUGCACUAACUUCUACCAAUGUUCCAGCUGCACGCUCGGUAGCACAUCCGCUCCUGAAGCCAACCAUCAAAAACUUUUCUCACCCAUGAACUGUGAGGAAACGCCUCCGGACGGCAGCUCGGUGGAGACCGAGGACAUGGAGGAGCCGCAGAACGAGGUCACGAGGCAGAGUAACGAGGCCAUCGAUGUGACUGAAGCCGACGGGCUCAAAUUUGGUGCUGAGAUUGCAAGCUUCCAGUAGGUCCUCCGCCUUAGACCCAAACUGAUGCCUCCUCUCCAUGAAGGAGCUGGCUUAUCACUGCCUCAGCUGCUGUGAUGGCUGUGAAUAUUAGAUGCUGUGGUGUUGCACCAGGAAUGCAGAAGUUCUGCAGUGACCUCUGCUGUUUCAACCUUGCCUCAUAACUUCAGAAAAUAAGUCAGUACACUGCAAAAACACAGUUUUUUGUCUAGUUUCUAGUCAAAUAAAACAGAAUUAACUUACAAAUAACUUUUUAGCAAGAUACAGGAGACUGUUUUAAGUCAAUAAUUUCUUAAUAUUGUUUUUUUUUUAAGUACUAGUUCUACUGGCAGAUUAUAUCACUGUACAAUUUUAUUAAUAAGAAAUUAUUGACUUAAAACAAGCUCUUAUCUUGCUGAAAAGUUAUUGGUAAGUUAGUUUUGGGUUAUUUCAAGUGCACUAAGAUAUUUGCAUUAGAAACUUGACCAAAAAUACUUCAGAUUUUGUGUUUUUUGCUGUCUAGCAGCUAUGUGUGGCUUUACAGAGUGCCCUUUUAUAGAAGCUGGCUGUUUUCAAAACCUGGAUAAAUGGGGCUAAGUAAGGAGAGAAGAGCUGCUUCCUAACCCGUCAUUAACUGUUUAAGAGCCUCAUAUGAACCCUGUACACUUUCCAGUCCCAGCACACAUGCAGUUUCACCACAUUUCAGUGGAGAUGCACCCAUCAUACCUUCAGCAGAGGUUGUUCGGUCUAGUUCAUGUUGUUGCCUGGAUACAAAACACUGAAUUUGGCAUAUUAAUCUUAACACAAACAGCUUCUGACAGCAUGCUCUAUGUUUUCAAUCAUAUUGAAAGUAUUCACUAUGUACUCAUGCGGGAGCUCAAAACAAUAUUUACAUUUGGGCCUGUUCUCACACAUUAUGUUAUCCUCUUGCUUGCUGAUAUUGUUGCUGCUGCAGCUGCUUUUUGCAUUGUGUGUGUAUUCACAAUAAUUUAAGAAACGGAUGUAAUCAUGAGUCUUUGGACUACACGCUUUUCAGACUGUUUUGGUGAAGGACUGUUUUGUUCCCAGUUCUCUUUUAUUGUUAAGCUUGACCUCUUCUAUUAAAGUUAAUUGAAUCAUCUACUUUAGGCGCUCAGUUUAGCCCAUGAGUGAGCAUGCAAAAUUACAAAACACAUGUUUUGUUAAACAUUUCUUCAUUUUUACAUUUUUGUUUGUAUUAAUAUUUUACCUGUGGGUCAAGCUAUUUAAUAACAACUGAAAGCACAUUGAUUUAAAAUGAAAUUUUGUAAAUGGACUAAAAUAUUAGUUACCUCAAGGCAGCCCCGGCUCCAGAUGAGUUUAACGGGGGGGCAUCGGCAUAUUUUGGGGGGGCAAAAUGAAUCCACGCAGCAAUAAUAAUAUUUAUCAAGUGAAAGAAAAAGGUACAAUGCACUAAAACAACUCUUAUAAGUACCUAUUUUCCAGAAAAGUUACUCAAGUGAAUGUAACCAGUACUACCCAUAAACAACACCAAUAGCCUACAGGCCACUUGUUAACAAGCUCAACCUGCUGUAUUGGUAUUAGCUAGUCAUCUUUUAGAUUACCUGCAUCCAACAGCAUUACUGAACUCAGUCGGUUAGUUUGGGGGAAAAACUGUGCAAAGUUCUUUGCGGUUUGCUGCCAUAAUUCUAACACACACCUGAGCAGCUCUGCACAGGUGUAAAUCCAGAGCGAGCGUCUUAGCGUUCACGUUGCGUUUAAAAGCGGCUCGGGAAAACAGGUUACCCCGUGUUAAUAAGGGAUUAAACACUGUUAACUGCUGAAAAAAGUGACAGAAGACACACAUAUGGGAAGUGCGGAAGCCCCCUACUAUAUCAAAUCGAUAUAGGAAUAAAAGAGAGUUGGCCACUUUAAGGUAAAACCAACAAGCAGCUUCCAGUCCAGGAAGGUGGGCGGGGAGGGGGACGACUGACUCUGUGGGCGGGCAAUGACCGCCCAUGCCGCCGGGCCUGCCUCGAGGUACUAUUUGACUGAACCACUGUUAGCUGUUUCCUCCCAUAACCAAGUUUUCCUGUUACCUCGGCCACUUCUUGUGUGUUUUUCUACUUUUUGAUACAAAACUGUGCCAUUUAUACAAAUUACAUCCACUAUAAGUGUUUUUUUUUCCUAAAAAAUGAGUAGAACUAACGACUCUGAAGUACUCCAUGUAAAUGAGGGAAAGUAUUGCCCCCCUGGAGUCAGAUUGUGCCUUCAGUCCUCACUUUAAAAUCGAAAGAAAGAAAGAAUUAUAAGACAUAACAAAAAGCCUAAAGGUUGACUUAAAUGUGAGUGAUUUCAAAAUGUGUCACGUCUUCUCUGCAGUCUUUGAGAGCUCCAAUAGAGAACGUCAGGUAUGCAGAAUGAUCAGGUAUUCCUGAAUGAUUUGAGCAUGCAUUGCUCAUUUUGAUAGUAGCAGCAAAGCUGACUUUAUUAAUACAGCAAGCUUAAAAUGAAUAAAACUGAAUAAAAAAAUAAUUGAGAGUAGUCAUGAAAUACUUAAAAAGCAGAACAUUGUACAAGUAACAUUAGCAAGAAGAAAACAUGACAGACAUGAAGAAAAUCAAAAAUUAGAUUAACAACGUUACACUAAAGCUAAAGGAAUGAGAUGGGUCUUUAGAGCAGAUUUAAAAAUGUGGCUAGUGAAGAGGCCUUUCAAAUUUCUAUAAUUUGGUAGCUUCAAUGGAAAAAGCCUUUUCCUCCUUAAAUGUUUUUUUUUCUGUGUCCUUGGCACCUCAACUGCAGCUGAUUAGCUGAUCCGCCUGGCCAAUAAGGAGAUUGCUAGCACAUAAUUUGAAGAUGAACUGGGAACAUGAACCUCAAGCCAAGGAUUCAACCUCAUCACACCCACACCUGGCUCUGAGUACCAUAAUUUAUUAUAUUUACUUACUAAAAAAAUAUUUCAGGCUUUACAGCCUUGGUGUGAUUGUUUGCAACUCCACAGCAAGGCUGAAUCUGGUCAUGAAAGUGCAGAAUCUUAUUCUUUGUGUAAUAAAACUAUGUAGACUGUUAAAAAAUAUAUCUUUCACCUUGACACUAAAAUACGGUUUUCCAAAUUUAAUACAGUAGGGAUGGUGUUUCUGGAGGUUACGGGGGUGAUACAUUUGUAAUUACACAUCAACCAGUCAAAAAUGUAUAAUUCCUCUUAAAUCCAGUCAGUCUUCAUUCUUCAAGAAAUAUAAAUAUAGCAUCAAGAAAUGUUAAUGGUAAUCUUCCUUUUUGACAAAGAAGUGAAACUCUGUUAAAAGCUGAAAAAUAUUUGAUAUUCAUAACAAAGGUUACUUUUGUUAUAAACUGAAUGGUCUAUGGCACAUGGAGGUUUCGACGUCUGGCCAAUCCAUUUUGUUUAAAUCUUUCUCAUUUUAUUUUGAAGAUUAUUUUGGUUUUACUUGAGCAUCCAGUCCAACUCAUAGUUGUCCAGUUUAUUGGAAGUUGAGCCAUGAUUAGUUUCUCUGCAGGUUCUUUCUGUGUAGCUGAUGGUAUUUUAUUAUUAUUAUUAUUAUUAUUUUUACGGUUGAGCCUGAAUGAUGCCUGCUUAUGUGCAGGAAAAGCACUUGUUUGUUAUUUUGCUCUGUCUAUUUUGAGCACUUCAGGGAAAUGAAAGAACUGAAAGAGUCAUUGCUGAUUAGUUUCAUCUCCCUUUUGUGUUAUUUUACAAAUUCUUAUACAUCUUAGAAGAAAACAAUGCAUCCAGUGUGUCUUAGCUGAAUCUGAGAGAGCUGCAAGUUUGCUCUUCUCAUGAAAUUAUAAUACUUUGGGUGUUUCUCAAGCUGUUUUGUUCCUUCCUUUGACUGUCUGAGCAUCUUUAACACAUAUUCCUGACAUUUUUAAGAGUCUAACUGUUAUAUUUAAAGGUAUAAUUCAAUUCUAAUUAUUAUAUAAUUAAUUUUGCAGACUGGAAUUGCAUAAACCUAUUAAUCAAAUUCUCAGGUUUUCCUUUUGUUUAGAUUUUGUGACAUCUAGUGGUAAAGCUGAAAAUUGCAACAUCCUGAAACGCUUCAUCUUACCUUCUUUGUGCCAUAUAUUUUCCCAUAUUUCAUUCAUUAAUAUAUUACUUUUACUGGACUACGCUGGGAUGUUUUAAAUCUAGCCAACCAUGUAGUUCACUGUAAUAUUAAUUACAUUAAUUACAUUCUGAUUUUCUUGUUUUGCGUUUAUCGUAGAUAUGUGCCUGUGUGAUAUGUUUUCAAGAUUGUUUCUAUUUCUUUUUU
This is a messenger RNA of Xiphophorus couchianus (Monterrey platyfish), 7265 nucleotides long. RefSeq names its product slingshot protein phosphatase 1b (gene ssh1b). The transcript is spliced from 14 exons. Gene Ontology annotation, biological process: negative regulation of actin filament polymerization; protein dephosphorylation. NCBI's taxonomy places the organism in Eukaryota, Metazoa, Chordata, Actinopteri, Cyprinodontiformes, Poeciliidae. Gene Ontology annotation, molecular function: actin binding; phosphatase activity. The record is from RefSeq and is a predicted model, not a curated record. The coding region runs from base 529 to 3063 and encodes 844 amino acids.